AUGGCAGUGGAUAAUUGGACCAUAAAUCUUGAAUGUGAUGGGGCACCUGAAGGAGAGAGACAUGUGCAAACGGAAAUGGACAGAGAUGUGAUAUGCUACUGGAACCUGAUUGAUUUGAUCAAGGAUCAUGGAUACUCAUCAGUUGACUAUCUAUACUACAAGCGAAAAGAUAGCUUGGUUGUACUAGAACAAGAUCCUGAAGUGAUGAAAAUGCUUAACGAGUGUGAGAGCAAAAAGAUGGUUAGCUUGUUUGUGACAAAGGACAGACCGGCCACUUUAGCGCCUACCAAGUCCAACAAAGAACCAUCCAAAUCUAAACCAAAAAAAACUAAAGGAAGAGGAGGUACAAAGAAAAAGAAAGCAUUAAAUUUAAUGCAUACUGAAGCACUAUAUGCUAACGAGGUUGAGCAGCGCGAUGAUGAGAACCAGAACACAUCAGCUGAUGGCGACAAAGAACCUAAAAAGCGAAAGGGGACUAUUUUAACACAUGUUUGGGAUCUACUUGAUGGAGAUAGGAUAGUAGUAAGAUGUAAUAAGCUUGGACAGCCCAUUGGAAAAGAAGGUGGCCUUUUAGGCCAAUUUUUGGGCACCAUAGCAAGAAAUGGUGGUUACUGUCCGGUUGGUGCCAUAGAUUGGAGAAAAGUUAAGAAAGACUAUGGAGAAACCAUCAUUCAAUUUGUACAGACAAAGUUCUUGUAUCCUCAUUCAUGUGAGAAAUGGAUAUUCAAAUCAAUUGGAAGAGAUUGGAGAAAAUACAAGGCAACAUUAAAAAAGACACUAUUUAAUCCAAAGAAGAAAAGGUUUGUUUUGAACAAGCGUUGUCCAGAUGAUAUUGUUGAAGCUGAAUGGAAGGCCCUAGUAGGAUACUGGAAGUCCGAAGAAGGAAAAACCCUUAGUGAAAAGAACAAAAUAAGUCGUGAAAUGAGGAAGACAACUCAUACAAAGAGGUACAAAGAGUUAUGCUCAUUGGUCGAGGACAUGGUUCAAUUGGAAAAUCUCCUAGACACACAACCAGAGUUAGCACAAAAUAGUGAGGGCGGAGUUGCAUGGGAAGGUGAUGCAUUACAUCAGGUGUUGGGAGAAGAAAAAGCUGGACAAGUGCACGGCAUGGGAUUGCUUCCAGUUCCUAAACAAGUUUAUGGUCGAAAAACACACCAUUUUAAGGACAUUAAUAUAGUUUCACUAGAUGGCUCAUCAUCUGAUGUAGAGGUUCACAUGUUGGAGGAAAUAAGGCAACUCAAAGAGCAUUCUAGAAUGCAAGACAAAGUUAUCGAAGAACUAAAAAAUAAUCAGAGGCACAAUGAGAACCAAGAAGCAACAAUGGGAAAUUGUGCUAGGAGUGAUCACAACAAUUCUCAGAAUCAAGUACUGAAUUGUAAAAGAAAGAGAGUCCAGUGUGGUGCACCCAACCAGAAUGAGGGAUUCCUCAAACAUAGGGAUGAAUUGAAUAAAGAAACAUGUGAAUUUGAAUUUAGUGAUGAUGACAAUGUACUUUUAUCUGGAGAAAAGUUUGAUUCUUGUCAAAGGAGUUCCGCCACAAGUAGAAUAAUACCAAAGAAACAAAAGGUUGGGUCCACAGUGCUACUAAUGACUUCGAAAUAUCCUAAUAAUGGUAAUGUGGCAUAUGCAACUCUCUUGAGAACUAAUCCAGAAGCCCUUGUUGGUGGAGUUAAGAUAGGAAGUCAAUUCUACAAAGUGCGUAUCAAUCAUCCUAUAACAAAAGAUGAGCCAUUAGUGAGGCCUAUGCUUGGGUGCGACAAUAUUGGUGAUGCUCAUGCCAAAGGAGUCCAAAUUGCUUGGCCUUCGAUGUUUGUUCAAAUGAUUAAUGGUUGA
Molecule: messenger RNA, 1833 nt
Organism: Miscanthus lutarioriparius
Lineage: Eukaryota; Viridiplantae; Streptophyta; Magnoliopsida; Poales; Poaceae
Source: the annotation of a GenBank genome assembly